AUGUCCACGUACGUCGUCCAGGGCUUGACGCACUUCAUCUCGCACCCCGCGCUCUGGCGAACGGCGUUCUGCCCCUUUCUCUCGACGCUCGUCGUGGCAAUCGCUUCCAUUGCCGUGCUCUUUGGCCUCGCGCUCUCUCCUCAGGCCCAUAGCCUCCGAGACGCAGGCGUUCCACUGUGGCUCGCGUGGCUCGUGGCCGUGAUGCUCGUGCUGGUCGAGAUCCUCAUCGUCACGUUCGUCUACAAACUCUUCGUCAUGGGCCACUAUCAGGACAAGAUCUUCGAGCAGGUCCUCAUCGCGCGAGGCCACAGGGACCUCGUCACGACCACGUCGCAACACGCGGGCUGGGCGUGGUCCUGUCGCUCGUGCUGUCGCGUGAGCGUCUUGCGACGCCUGACGCUGCUGGUUGCCACGCUGCCCCUGAACCUCGUGCCGCUUGCGGGACCAGUCAUCUAUGCGUGGCAGAACGGCACGAUCUUGGCCUGGGAGUACCAUCUCCUCUACUUUGAGUUCAAGCACUUGUCGUACGAACAGCAGCGAGCAUUUGUCGAGCAGCACAAGAUCCAGUACUCGUCGUUCGGGAUGCAGGCGCUGUUGCUCGAGAUGGCUCCAGUCAUUGGCUCGAUCUUUGUCUUUACGAACGCAGUCGGCGCAGCGCUGUUUGCUGCGCACUUGGAAGACGAAGAGGCCUACGAACGCGUACAAGACGACGGCGUGCAGCCGAGUUGGGACAAGAGCAACUGCGGAGACGCGAGUGCGUACAACUACAUGAGUGGCCCUCCUGGCGGCAUUGUCUGA
Molecule: messenger RNA, 798 nt
Organism: Hyaloperonospora brassicae
Lineage: Eukaryota; Oomycota; Peronosporomycetes; Peronosporales; Peronosporaceae
Source: the annotation of a GenBank genome assembly